AUGUCGUCUAUAACCAAGGUGCUUCGACUUUGCCAAACCCCCAUUCCUCGUCUACUCUUUACCCUUCUUAUUGUUCUUGUUAAUCACUACCCUAGUCCUCAUUUCAAAGCCCCGGGCCAAAAGAAGGACUACCGUCGGCAGCCAAAUAUACAAGCCAUUCUUGCAAUUUUAAGAGAAUCAAUCGAAAUGAUAGAGGGAACUUUUGCUGUCAACGUCCAUGACUCUCACCUCGGCCUUUUACGCCUCUGCCUCAGGGCCAUUGGCUGUUCCUUUGCGCUUCCUGUCGCCUUGGCUGUGCUCUGCAAGAAGGCUCUGUUCGCAUCACUAGAGAUGAUCUUCCAUGUUCCUAUCCGACUCCGCUGCCUCUUUUCUGCCCGAGCCAGUCAACACCUGGCCAUUGAGAUUCAAAAGCAGGCUCAUCAGUAUGCUAGCCCGAAUGGCUCUAUAGACAGCCUUCCUUCGCUCAUCUCACCCGGUUCGUCGACAUACAGCUCACACAUCGGCGACCUUGACCUCGAUCCCGACGACGACGACGACGACGACAAUGAGCUCCCUUCGCUUCCUUAUAUCCCUCCGACACCCGAGGGCAUCAAGCGGUGGGUCGAACUCUCUGCUGAAGCCCGUCGCAGGGUAGCAGAUGUGCAGCAUGACGGUCUGAACUGGAUGUCAUGCAGUCCGCCCCCGAGUCCCCGUUUGCCGUUGCGUGAUCUGCCAAAGGAGAGAUUGAGAAGAUGGUGGGGUGAAGCUACUGAAGAGGACCGCGCCCGGAUCAAUCGUAUCAGCACUGACGGGUUGAACUGGCGGACGUGGGGUCCUCCUCCCCAGCCCUCCUGUGACGGAGAGCCAGUCGUUUGGUCUGGGAUUGGCCCUUGGGUUGCUGGAAAUGGCGACGAUGGCCUUCCAUACGGAACAUGUGCGACUGGUAGCAGCGAACAGACGUUGCACAAGCCGAUAGUGGACUGGCAGUCACUUGCACAACGACACCCUCAGAAUGGAUUGCCAUCUUGGGAAGAGCUCCCAUCCUCGCAUGAAGUGCUUGAGUAUGCCGUUUCGGAUACAGUUCACGCAAACUUGUUGCUGGUUGUUGCACUCUCCUCGGCAGCAGAGCAAUCUCGGGACGACAGUGAGACAAGCUUUUGUCAAGUAUCGUACAAAUAAAUAGAGCGAAUGUCACACAAGGGAUGAACUGGAUUUACGGAUGGGCCAUGUUGGCUUUUGUGGGCUCCUCGUCUG
This is a messenger RNA of Neurospora hispaniola, 1233 nucleotides long. RefSeq lists its product as uncharacterized. The record is from RefSeq and is a predicted model, not a curated record. NCBI's taxonomy places the organism in Eukaryota, Fungi, Ascomycota, Sordariomycetes, Sordariales, Sordariaceae. The transcript has 2 exons. The coding region runs from base 1 to 1158 and encodes 385 amino acids.